Molecule: messenger RNA, 1298 nt
Organism: Symbiodinium necroappetens
Lineage: Eukaryota; Dinophyceae; Suessiales; Symbiodiniaceae
Source: the annotation of a GenBank genome assembly
GUCACCACGCAACACCUUCUUGAUGAUGCCAAGGACAGACAAAGUCAAGCGAGAAAGCUCAGAACGCGUCGGUCGUGCCAAGGUUCUGGAGCAGGAGGCGACCCAUGUCAUCAAUGCAGCAAAGAAAGUAGCCGAGGAAGCAAAAGCCACCUGCGAGCGGGAUCAUGGCAGCCUUGACCCAACACUUCUCAAAGAGACGGAGGCGGCGCUGAAGCCGCACCUCCAGGCGCUUCUCGAUCAGCUCAAAGUGCUGGAGACUUCUGGCCUAGGUGAUGCCAUGCGGGCAGUGGAGACGCGCAUCCGACGGACGCACGUUGCAGCGACUGACGCCGCGACCAAGAUCAAGGUUCUCAUACCAACGGUUAUGAGGGUGCAACAAGAAAAGCUUUCCGAGCAGCGAGAUGAGAAACUCUUGAAAGAGAUGCUCGCUUCGAUCAUGGAAAAGUUCCAUGAAGCAGAGGACUUAGUGGAAAAGGCUGAGAUCACCUCGGCCAUGAUCGAACACGCUGGCGAUGACUUAGCCGAGGCACAGAAGGCGGCAGAACAGACCGAGGAGUCGGCUAAACAAGCAGCCGCCGCGGUCAAAGAAGCACUGGCAGCAAUUGGCUUGAAGCUGGGCAUGCUAAAGCAGUUCGAGAGUGAUCAGGGUCGGCUGAAGGCCGCAGACUCCUUGGGCACAUUCAGUGAGAAACUGCGAGUAGCAAACCAGAAGCUGCUACCUUUGUUGGCAGCUCAAGACACCUUCAAGGCACAGGUGGAGGCCAAGAAUCUCUCUGACGAGAUGGAGGCCAAGCUGAUGCCUGCAGAGGUCGAGGUUGAGCGCGCAGAGACGAUCGCAGUGCCCUUGCUCAACUUCGCAGAGGCAGCUCUGGCUGCGGGUCAAGCUGCCGCAGAAGCGACUGUGACGCCCAAAGCGAAAGCAAAGACCAAGGAGAAGGAAUCAUCGAAGCCGGCCAAGAAAAAGGGCGAGACGCACGAGCUUCCAACCGCCGAGGUGGUGGCGCUGGCAGCAAAACACGCGUCAGAAGCAGCCGUGAACCUUCAGGGAGUCCAGAAGCUGCUGGACCAGAAGCGAAGCAACCAGCAAGUCUUGUUCUCCACGCCCAUGAAGAAGGUGCUGGAGAGGGUGGAAACGCGUAUCAAAAGCGCGCAGAAGAAGCUGGAUCGCAUCAAGAUCGCUCAGAAGGAGUUGCGCGAAAGGGAGACAAGCACGGCUUCGGUCAGUGAUGUGGCCGAGAAGAUGGACUCUGUUGCGAAGGCCGCGCCGUCAGCUGCCGUUGCGAAGUUGGAGAUUAGAG